This is a messenger RNA of Rhinichthys klamathensis goyatoka, 1470 nucleotides long. Its product is annotated as beta-1,3-galactosyltransferase 2. Bases 73 to 1215 code for a protein of 380 amino acids. The transcript is spliced from 2 exons. Gene Ontology annotation, cellular component: membrane. Gene Ontology annotation, molecular function: N-acetyl-beta-D-glucosaminide beta-(1,3)-galactosyltransferase activity. NCBI's taxonomy places the organism in Eukaryota, Metazoa, Chordata, Actinopteri, Cypriniformes, Leuciscidae. The record is from RefSeq and is a predicted model, not a curated record.
UUGUCGUGGAAUAGCAGAGCUGGAAAAUGCAUCUGAAAUAACAGAUUCAUUGUUUCUGUAAACAGCAGAAACAUGGUGGAAGUCAACGAAGAACGACGUCAAGUGCAAUCAAAUGGCGGAUGCAGAUAUCAUCAUUCAUAUGUUAUAUUCACCAUUUUGCUGAUCAUGUCGCUGUGCUACUACGUCGUCAUCUAUGACAACUCAGAAACCUGGAAGGCAACCGUUGGACUAUUGUUUCAAAAGACAUUACACAAUAAGACGUCCAACGAAUCGCUCAAUGCGGUAUCGAGAGGGAUCGCUUCGCCCACUACGGUAUCGAGAGGGAUCGUAUCGCCCACUACGGUAUCGAGAGGGAUUUCUGCUGAACCAUGGAAACCUCCAGAUCCAUAUUAUGUGGCUUACCCAUACAAAUAUAGCUUUGUUAUUAAUGAGCCAGAGAAGUGCCAGAAGGAAAAUACUUUCGUGGUGUUAAUAAUACCAGUAUCUCCAGGAAACGUGGCUGCUCGGGACGCCAUCCGUUCAACGUGGGGUACGGAGAAGGUAGUGGCGGACAAGACAGUAAGUUUCCUAUUUCUGAUAGGUUUGCCAACUUCACAAGACAGCGAAAAGCUCCAAGAGGAUUUGUUGCAGGAAAGCGAGAAGCAUUAUGACCUUUUACAAAGUGAUUUCUGGGAUAGUUACUACAAUCUUACCAUUAAGACAGUGGUAAUGCUAGAAUGGCUUUCUGCUUAUUGCCAGAAUGCGCACUACGCGAUGAAGAUCGACUCGGAUAUAUUUCUCAAUGUGAAAAAAUUAGUGAAUAUGCUUCUGCCGGCACCAAAGCAGAACUAUAUGACUGGACUUGUGGCCAGGAGUGCAAUGGUUUUGAGAGACCCCCAUUCUAAAUGGUAUCUCCCAAAAACGGUUUAUUCCCCGUUUCACUAUCCUCCCUACGCUCUGGGUUUAGGGUAUGUGUUUUCUCUGGACUUGGCAGGGAAACUUAUUGAAGCAGCGCAACUCGUCAAACCGGUUUAUAUAGAGGAUGUGUAUAUAGGCAUGUGCAUGAAUCAUUUAGGAAUCGAUUUGACCGAUCCACCCGAUGGAAGCCUAUUCAACGUCUUCCCAGUGGAGUAUAACCGCUGUCGCUAUUCGAAACUCAUCGCCACAACGACACAAAGCUUGACAAACCAGGUCAACUUUUGGAGGGACUUACAGACACCUGGUCCGUAUUGCUAACAACAAUUUGUGUACUGGUCACAUGACUUACAGGCAAACCAAAAAGUAUUCAGACACCAGAUAUAUUUUUUAUAUAUAUUUUUUUUACUAGUGCGUGCAGGACUCAAUAGUUCAUUUAUGUAAGUGAGGAUAGCAAAAUAAAGCAAACUGUGACAUAUUAUACCCAAAGAUUCCUCAUACCAGUAAAACGUAUACAAUUUUUAUGAUGGAUAUAUUAUCAAGCUCCCAAAUAAUUGGGUAUAAGGUUUUUUCCCC